UCUAUCGUUGUAUUGCGUGCAGCAACUGCCGGUGCAGGAGCGCGGGCGGGCGGCGGACUCGAUGGCGGCGGAGGCGUACCGGCGGGUGCAGGACCCGGUGUACGGCUGCGCCGGCGUCAUCAACCGCCUCCAGGACCAGAUCCGCGCCGCCCAGUGCGAGCUCGCUUGGACCCACGCGCAGAUCGCCAUGCACAGCGCCGCCGCCGCCCACGCGCGUACGACCCUUCCGCCGGGGCAGCGAGACGGCGGCGGCGGCGGCGCACCGUCGACGCAGCAGGCUACGACGUCUGCCGCGUGGCAGCUGGAAGACUUCGCAUCUGAAUUCUCGUUUCCUUGAUUGGCUUCACAACACGUCGACUGAUGAGCGAUGAGACAGAAAUCUGUAACAUCUUCAUGUAAUAAAACUGCAUUUCAUUCUCAGAUUCAGAGUGGCCUGAAAUUUGGCGCCGCGGUGGAGAACGCUGCACACGCCAUCUCGUCCGUUGGAUGAAAAAUCAACGGCUCUAAUUAACCUAUUUUAACAAACGGCACGUCAAGCGCCCGAUAAUAUCUAGGUUCGGUCCGACCCAA
Messenger RNA from Oryza sativa Japonica Group (Japanese rice), 570 nucleotides. RefSeq names its product LOB domain-containing protein 24-like. The record is from RefSeq and is a predicted model, not a curated record. NCBI's taxonomy places the organism in Eukaryota, Viridiplantae, Streptophyta, Magnoliopsida, Poales, Poaceae.